AUGGAUGAAUGUACUCCGUUACUUUCCCCAAAAACAUUAAAAGAUACUAAGGUUUUGGCUGCAACUUUAAAAGACUGCAACCUUGAUGACAAGGACUCAGAGGAAGAAAAUGAGUCACCUACUGAUAAUAAGUUUAAUUUGUUAAAGAACCCUUCUUUUGAUGAUGAAUUGCCUUCUGCAGAUCAGGAUGAUUUAGAUGCUGCUGCAUAUGAAUAUGAGAGAAGGAAAUAUGAACCCCAUGGUGCUUUUUCUAUGCAAGAAACUAAGAAAAAUAGGCCUAAAUUACAGGAUAUGCGCCCUUUGGGUCGUUUACCGACCGCCCCACCGGCACCUCUAAGUUCUUCAGUUCCCCCUUUAAAAAGGUCAGGGCAUUCAAUUUUAAAUGUUGGGGGCCUACCGCCUCCACCACCUUUUAAGGCCAAGGGCCCACCACCUCCACUACCUUUUAAUAAUAAUCAAGGCAAAAAUAAAAAGCAUAGGAGAAUAAACGAUGAGGAUGAUGAUUAUGCUUUUGCAGCCUGUUUUCCAGUCAUUUUUGAGGACGGUUUUGAUGAUGAUGAUGAUAUAUAUUGGGAACCCUUGCCUCUAAAACUUUUAAAAGAACUUAAAAAGGCCUGUGUAGAUUAUGGACCGUUGGCACCUUAUACUAUGACUCUUAUAGAUGCCUUGGCAAAUAGAUGGAUGACUCCAUAUGACUGGAUUCAGGUUACAAAGGCCUGUUUAUCGGGGGGACAAUAUUUACUUUGGAAGGCAGAAUAUGAGGAACAGGUGGCUAUACAAAAUGCUUUAAAUAAGAAAUGGGAUAAAUUUAAUAUUACUAAAGAUAUGUUAUUAGGUCAAGGAGAAUAUGACUCAACCCAACAGCAGAUGCAUAUGGGAAAGGAGGCCUUAUGGCAAGUAACUAUGUGUGCCGUGAAUGCCUGGAAGUCUUUGCCUUUGACUCCAGGAAAGGCCUCUGCUUUGACAGAUUUAAGACAAAAGUCUGAGGAGCCAUAUGAGGAUUUUGUUUCUCGCUUGCUAAUAGAGAUAAACCGAGUGAUAACUGAUGAGGAUGCAGCUAAUAUGUUGGCUAAACAACUAGCCUUUGAAAAUCCCAAUCCUGUUUGUCAGAACCUGAUUCGCCCUAUUAGAAAAACUGGAAGUAUUUCAGAUUUUAUUAAACAAUGUUCUGACGUUGGUCCCUCCUAUAUGCAAGGGAUUGCUUUGGCAGCUGCCCUAAAGGGAGAAACACUUCCUCAAUGCGUGAUGAAUAUGGUUCAAAAAACAAAAAACUUUAAGGGGCCAAAAGGAAAUAAUUGUUUUGCUUGUGGAGGCGCAGGUCAUUUUAGUAGGGAAUGUCCUAAUAAAAAUAUACCUUCAGCAAGUCCUAUUAGAAUGAUAUCUUCUGGUAAUGAUGGGGUUCCAAAGACUCCUUGCCAAAGAUGUGGGAAAGGAAACCAUUGGACUAAAUUGUGUCGGAGUAAAUAUCACAAGGACGGACACAUUCUUCCCCCUAGUGGGGUUUCUGCAGUGCCUCAGGCUGGAGCUCAGAUGCCAAUAUUUCCUGCACCUGUUUUUCCAAGUACACCUGCUGGAACUAAUUCGGGAAACUUACUUCGGGCCCAACCCCGGGCCCAACAAACAAUAGGGGCCAUUCACCACACGCUCAAUCCCUUUCUUCCCUCAGGGGAAUCGAUGAAUUGUUUAGGGCCACCCCAGGCAGCGCAGGAUUGGACCUCUGUGCCACCUCCGCAACAAUAUUAA
Globicephala melas (long-finned pilot whale) is the source of this 1743-nucleotide messenger RNA. Its product is annotated as endogenous retrovirus group K member 5 Gag polyprotein-like. Lineage: Eukaryota; Metazoa; Chordata; Mammalia; Artiodactyla; Delphinidae. Gene Ontology annotation, molecular function: structural molecule activity; nucleic acid binding; zinc ion binding. The record is from RefSeq and is a predicted model, not a curated record. Gene Ontology annotation, biological process: viral process.